Messenger RNA from Penaeus vannamei (Pacific white shrimp), 1326 nucleotides. NCBI's taxonomy places the organism in Eukaryota, Metazoa, Arthropoda, Malacostraca, Decapoda, Penaeidae. The record is from RefSeq and is a predicted model, not a curated record.
CUCUCCCGGCACGAGAACCCUCCCUCGACGCCCGCCCCAGCACCUCCCCACCAUGACCCCCACCCGGAACCGCGUCCACCCGACGGCGCCCGCGGACCACGAGCCCCUGCUGGACACCUGCGAGGACGAACUCGAGACCCGCAGCGUCGAGGUGUCCAACGAGAGUCUCAAGCUGCGGAAGGAGCUCGGGCUGGUCGACGGCGUGGGCAUCAUCGUGGGCAUUAUCAUCGGCUCGGGGAUCUUCGUGUCCUCAGGCGUGAUCAGGUUCAGCGGCAGUGUGGGCAUGUCCCUGGUGGUGUGGGUGUCGGGGGUGCUGUCCAUGGUGGGCGCCCUGUGCUACGCUGAACUAGGCACCAUGAUCCCAGGCGGGGACUACGCCUACAUCCACGAGGCCUUCGGAUCCCUCCCGGCCUUCCUGUUCAUGUGGAUGGCCCUCCUCAUCAUCCUGCCGACGUCCAACACCGUGAUGGCGCUCACCUUCGCCAAGUACAUCAUCAAGCCGGCUUUCCUGCUGUGCGACGGGAUCCCCGACGUCCCCGUCCGCCUGAUCGCCGCCGUGAUCGUGUGCUUCCUAACCUGGGUGAACUGCUCGAACGUGAAAUGGGCCACGAAAGUCCAAGGAGUUUUCACCGCAGCCAAAAUUAUGGCUCUCCUCAUCAUCAUAGUCGCGGGCAUCUAUCAGCUGUGCGAUGGGCACGUCGAGAACUACCAGGAUGCCUUUGAUGGCACCAACUGGAGCAUUACUUCCAUCUGUACAGCCUUCUACCAAGGGCUCUUCUCCUUUGCCGGCUGGAACUGCCUCAAUUUUGUCGUCGAGGAAUUAAAGGAUCCGUUUAAGACCCUCCCCCGGGCGAUCCUCAUCUCCAUGCCCAUUGUCAUAAUUUAUUUCCUCACCAAUAUGGCCUAUUUCGUGGUCCUCGAGCCUGAUGAGGUGCUGGCGUCCGAGGCUGUGGCGCUGUCCUUUGCCGGUCGAGCCCUUGGUGUGCUGAACUGGGUCAUGCCCAUCUUCGUCGCCCUCUCCACCUUCGGGAGUCUCAACGGCUGCAUCUUCGCCUGCUCUCGCCUCUUCUUCGUGGGAGCGAGGGAGGGGCACCUUCCUCAGGCCCUGGCGCUCAUUAACGUGCACACCAUCACCCCCGUUCCAGCCCUCGUGUUCUUGGGUUUUAUGACGCUAUGUAUGCUCGUGACUUCUGACACGUUGGUGCUGAUCAAUUAUGUGUCCUUCGCCGAGUCCUUGUUCGUCUUCCUGUCCAUCUCGGCCCUACUUUGGCUGCGCUACAAGGACCCGCAUCGCCAUAGGCCUAUAAAAGUAAGUCUCUUCAAAAA